Messenger RNA from Aspergillus pseudotamarii, 2153 nucleotides. RefSeq names its product fructose 1,6-bisphosphate 1-phosphatase (gene fbp1). Gene Ontology annotation, biological process: fructose 1,6-bisphosphate metabolic process; gluconeogenesis; fructose metabolic process. The transcript is spliced from 2 exons. Gene Ontology annotation, molecular function: fructose 1,6-bisphosphate 1-phosphatase activity. The record is from RefSeq and is a predicted model, not a curated record. Gene Ontology annotation, cellular component: cytosol; cytoplasm. The coding region runs from base 724 to 1791 and encodes 355 amino acids. Lineage: Eukaryota; Fungi; Ascomycota; Eurotiomycetes; Eurotiales; Aspergillaceae.
CUUACCUGGUACAUGACCAUACCGAGUAUUAGUUUCUAAAUUACUGACCAGUAUUGAAUCGUUGAUAUCAUAAAAUUGGAGAUCCAGAAUCAUAGUCGAUCGAACCUCUUACUUUUAGUUCCAUACGUAGUACUCCGUAGUACCGGUUCUUUUACUGCGGGGGGAAUCGGAGGCGGACAAGAAUAAAACAGGGAAAAGCCGGGAAAGAAGAAGAGCGGCGGGGACUGCGGGGGGGGGAAGAGGAAGAAUGACGAAAACCGCCACGUUUGUAUGGGAUCCGUAACCGCAUUGCGUCAAUGUACUAGAUCUCCGUAUUGUCAGUGAUCCUGACGUUCUCCUUACUCAACUUGGUCUCCACCGGCAAAAUAUUAUUGCUCUUAUGACCCUUUGGACGAUGAUCUUAAAAAUGAUACGAUGAUACUAUUUAUACUUAUACUUAUCCCCUCUACUCUUUAAAGUCUUCCAGUUUAGUAUACUCUCAACUUACGUACUCGAAUCCUACAUAAAACAAAAACCCCUCCUCACUUGUUAACCCGGCCAUUAUCACCUCACAUCCAUUGGUGCCCUAGUCUUCCUGCUUUCUCCGUUGAACCGAGGUUGCGCAUUACUUUAAACCGGUCCAUUGCGGCCCAAUACCACUUGAUCUCCCCUCCUGAACUAUAUGCGCAUAUCCCCUCUGUGCUAAGAAAAACAAACAUCUCAAUCAACAUCAACAUCAGCAUCAUGUCCGGACACGAGAACAACAGUGCUCCCCCCGUGGGACAGGAGAACAUCAACACAGACAUUGUCACCCUCACAAGAUUCCUGACGGAGGAACAAACGAAGGUGCCAGAAGCCACUGGUGACUUCACACUACUCUGCCACGCACUUCAAUUCUCCUUCAAGUCCAUCGCCUACUACAUCCGUCGUGCAUCCUUAAUCAACCUGACUGGACUGGCAGGCUCCUCAAACACCACAGGCGAUGACCAGAAGAAGCUCGACGUAAUCGGCAAUGAUGUCUUCAUCUCCGCCAUGCGCGGCUCAGGGAAAUGCCGUAUCCUCGUCUCCGAAGAAGAAGAAGAAGCAAUCAUCUUCGACGAGCACCCCUACGCCCGUUACGCAGUCGUCUGCGACCCCAUCGAUGGAUCCUCCAACCUGGACGCUGGCGUCUCGGUAGGAACCAUCUUCGGUAUCUUCAAGCUGCCCGACUCCGUCCUGGGACCCGAGAACAAGGUCUCCCCCAAGGACAUCCUCCUUCCCGGUACCGAGAUGGUCGCCUCCGGCUUCACCAUGUACGGUGCCUCCGCCCAGCUCGUCAUCACCAUGCGCAAUGGCGGCGUCAACGGCUUCACCCUGGAGAACUCCCUGGGCGAGUUCAUCCUCACCCACCCUAACAUGACCCUUCCCACCAAGCGCGCCAUCUACUCCGUCAACGAGGGCAACAGCAGCUACUGGGAGGAGUGGACCAACGCUUACUUCCACUCACUGAAGUUUCCCCCCGAGGGCCAGAAGCCUUACAGUGCUCGUUACAUCGGUAGCAUGGUGGCUGAUGCUUACCGGACGCUGCUCUACGGUGGUGUCUUCGCUUACCCGGCCGACAAGAAAGCCCCCAAGGGUAAGCUGCGUAUUUUGUACGAGUGCGCACCCAUGGCUAUGCUGUUUGAGAACGCCGGUGGUCUCGCUGUGAACUCGCGCAUGGAGCGCCUUCUAGGCGUUGUCCCUGAGCACAUCCACGAUAAGAGUGGUGUAUUCCUCGGCUCGAAGGAUGAGGUCCAGAAGAUCAUUGACACGUAUAACAAGUACAAGAAAUAAAUUGGCAAUUUAUUGGCCUGUAUGUGGCCGGCUUGUACCCGAGAGAUCUGGUGAUUCACUACGGGAUAGUAUUUAAUGUGGAUGGUCAUGGGUAUUUAAUGUAUGAAAAGCGUCCUGAACUAAAUAAAUACUUAAAUAAACAUUUGAAAAUUUAUAUAAUUGUGCAAUCCUUCUCAGUUGAUAUCCCCGGUUAAAUAACUAAAAUAUUCCACUUGUUAGCGCUAGGUAUGUUUAUAGAGGGCGGAGAUAUAUUCAGCCUUGAAUGGCACCCGUUAGCUUCUAUAAUAUCACAAUGGAUUUGAAUGUUCCUGACUCCAAGUUAUUACCAGUUAGCUAGCCCGGUGAUUCCCGUUGGACAUAUA